UUGAAGCCUCAAAUACUAACAGCAAAGUCUGUGCCUCCAUUUCUUGUUUUGCUAAAUAUCUUAUCCUCAUUCACCUUUCCUCCAUCAAUGGCGAAGCCAAUCGUCGACACGGAGUACCUCAAAGAAAUUGAGAAAGCUCGUCGCGACCUCCGCGCUCUUAUCUCCAGCAAAAACUGUGCUCCUAUCAUGCUUCGCUUAGCAUGGCACGAUGCAGGAACGUACGAUGCUAAGUCGAAGACCGGUGGACCCAAUGGUUCCAUCAGAAAUGAGGAAGAGUUCAGUCACGGUGCUAAUAAUGGAUUAAAAAUCGCUCUUGACUUUUGCGAAGCAGUGAAGUCUAAACAUCAAAAGAUAACGUAUGCAGAUCUGUACCAGCUUGCAGGAGUUGUUGCAGUUGAGGUCACUGGUGGUCCGACCAUUGAUUUUGUGCCUGGUAGGAAGGAUUCCAGUGUUUCUCCAAAGGAAGGACGGUUACCAGAUGCUAAACAAGGUGUGCCGCAUCUGAAAGAUGUAUUUUAUAGGAUGGGUUUGUCAGACAAAGAUAUAGUGGCGUUAUCUGGUGGUCAUACACUGGGAAGGGCACAUCCAGAGAGAUCAGGCUUUGAUGGUCCAUGGACAAAGGAGCCACUGAAAUUUGACAAUUCAUAUUUUGUGGAGCUGCUUAAGGGGGAAACUGAGGGCCUGCUGAAACUUCCCACAGACAUAGCUUUAUUGGAUGAUCCUGAGUUCAGACAAUAUGUUGAGCUGUAUGCUAAGGAUGAAGAUGCCUUCUUUAGGGAUUACGCCAUAUCACACAAGAAACUAUCUGAGCUAGGGUUUACCCCAAGUUCUGGUUCCAAGGCUACAGUGAGGGAUGGCACUAUAUUAGCACAAAGUGCUGUAGGAGUUGUUGUGGCUGCUGCAGUGGUGGCACUGAGUUACUGGUAUGAAGUGCGGAAAAGGAUGAAGUGAAUUGCACAACUACAGAUUGCAUUCUUACUGCCAUAAUUUCAACAUUAAUGAUGAACUGUACCUUAUUUUUAUGGUCUUACACAUUUUCUUCAAAUAAUACCCUGUAGUGUCGACUAAAUGGAUUAAUACAAAAAUAUAGUAAACCGGUUGUAUCAUGGAAUUAAUGUUUAUAUUUGAUUCCCGCACUUCUGGAAGGUUUCUGAUUUCAACC
Nicotiana attenuata is the source of this 1162-nucleotide messenger RNA. RefSeq names its product L-ascorbate peroxidase 3, peroxisomal. The coding region runs from base 88 to 951 and encodes 287 amino acids. Gene Ontology annotation, biological process: hydrogen peroxide catabolic process; cellular response to oxidative stress; response to reactive oxygen species. Lineage: Eukaryota; Viridiplantae; Streptophyta; Magnoliopsida; Solanales; Solanaceae. Gene Ontology annotation, molecular function: heme binding; peroxidase activity. The transcript has 9 exons. The record is from RefSeq and is a predicted model, not a curated record.